AUGGACGCCAAGCUGAUGGUGGCCACAGAGGGGGGCAAUGUCAAGAAACUGAAGGAUCUGCAGGAGGAACAGGAUGCCAUGGCGGCGACAAGCAAGAAGCCUUCCAAUGAGGACGAAUCCCCUGCAGCUAGCAUCAAUCCCCUACUGCUGGCAUCGGCACGCGAGGGCUCCUGGGAGGCGCUGAAUGCCCUUCUCGAGAGGGCCGACGCACAAGCACAACAUCCACCAAUGGAGAUUCUUCCUACUCAUGAAUAUCUUGAGUUGCUUGCGAGUGGCAGCAGCGCCCAGGGAAGAGUUGCUGCUCGUGAUGUAGAAGAAGGCGUCGACCACCAUCCUGCUGCUUCGCUUGCAGCUGGAGCACUCCUCAAGGGAGUAACUCCUGAUGGGGAUACCGCACUACAUGCGGUCGCCAGGAGUCCCAAGGGUGGCCAGCAUUUCCUGAAGUUUGCCGGCAUCAUCUACGACAGAGACAGGGCCCUACUGUUUGAGAAGAAUCACAAGGGAGACACACCCUUGCAUUGUGCCGCCCAAGCUGGGAACUUCCAAAUGGUUUCUCAUCUCAUUGAUCUAGCUGGACGUGAGGGAGCCGACAGGAAGCUCGAGCUUUUGAGAAUGGAAAAUAAGCGUCACGAGACGGCCCUGCACGAGGCUGUUCGAAUUGAACACGGUAGACUUCUGGACCAUAUUAAGGACAGGCGAGCUUUGUUUGAUGCUGACGGCCCAUCAGAAGAAAGGCUUAGAGCUUUUGUAGAUCAACAAGAAAAAAAGACUCUAGUCAAGCUGCUAAUGGGUGCUGAUCCCGAAUUGGCUAAUUAUCCUAAGGACGGCAUUUCACCGCUGUACCUAGCCAUCUUGCUGGAGAAGAGUACCAUUGCACUGACUCUAUAUUGUAAGAGUGAUGGCAAUCUCUCUUACUCGGGAGGAGAUGGACAAAAUGCCUUGCAUGUUGCGCUUCUUCGAGACCCAGACACAGUGAUGAUAGAGCUCCUAGUGCAUUGGAAGAAAAGCCUUUCUACACUAGUCGACAAAGAUGGGAGUACACCGCUUCAUUUCGCUGCAUCACGGGUUUUUCCGAUUGCCUGGUAUAAUACGGUCUUUUACGUGUCCAAAGAUAAAAAGAUAACCUGGCAAUGUUUCCCGUGGAUUCCGAAUCUGGAAUUUGAGCUCCUCAUUAUAGUAUACAAAGCGAACCGUGUGGCACCGUAUCAGGCAGACAAGAACGGAUCUUUUCCCAUACAUGUGGCUGCCUCCGUAGGUUAUAGAGGUGCCAUAGAAUUUUUCCAGCGGGAGUGUCCGGAUAGCUUUGCGUUACGCGACGCGAAAGGAAGAACAUUCCUUCAUGUAGCGGUCGAGAAAGGAAGAGUAGACAUAGUCUCAUAUGUAUGUCUACAUCCAUCUCUAGCUUGGAUUCUUAAUAUGCAAGACAAUGAUGGGAACACUGCACUGCACUUAGCUCUCAAGGCUCGGAGCUUUUGGAUGUUCUUUCGUCUGUUCAGGAGACUGGAGGUGGAUCUGAAUCUAACAAAUAACGACGGGGAAACUUACCUUGACGUAUCCAGAAGUAAUCUUCCGUUCGAAAUGGCAUAUACACUGAACCCUGAGAAUCAAAUAUACAAAGCCUUGCUCUCCGUUAUGGCGAACCACGGAGCCCUUCGCCGGGAUAAGACUGAGGAAAAGUAUAGUCGAUGUCCAACGCCCAAGGAACAGGACAAAGAAUCAGACAAGCUGAAAGACGCAACACAGACGCUUAUCGUUGUUUCAGUCCUAAUAGCCACAGUGGCGUUCAGUGCAACUUUUGCCCUUCCUGGAGGUUACAGAGCCGAUGAUCAUACUAAUGGAGGUACGCCAACACUUGCUGGGAGUUAUGCUUUUGACGCGUACAUGAUGGCCAACGCAUUAGGUUUCACCUGCUCCACAAUAGCUACCGUUGGCUUCGCGUUUGCUGCAGCUCCCAUGUGUGAGUUGAGAAUCCGCAAACUCAACUUUGUCCCGUCCCUGCUUUUGCUGUCAAGUUCACUCAUAUGCAUGACUAUUGCUUUUGCGCUGGGCGUGUAUAUGGUGCUAGCUCCGGUUGCUCGUAACACCGCUGUCGCGGUUUGCGUUAUUGCUCCAGCCGUAUUUCUAUUCCCAAAUAUGACGGAUUUUUUUAGAUAUUUUAUUCUUGCACGAUUUAUUAGGUUAGAGCCAUUGCAGAUGAUUGCACGGUUUCUACAGAUAUGUGUCCUUGCACUAUGGCCGUUCAUAGUCAUCUUUGGUUGGGCCGUGUUGGCAAGGAUCCUCCACCACCGCUAG
Messenger RNA from Lolium rigidum, 2292 nucleotides. Its product is annotated as protein ACCELERATED CELL DEATH 6-like. The record is from RefSeq and is a predicted model, not a curated record. The transcript is spliced from 3 exons. Gene Ontology annotation, molecular function: protein phosphatase 1 binding; protein phosphatase regulator activity. Bases 1 to 2292 code for a protein of 763 amino acids. Gene Ontology annotation, cellular component: plasma membrane. Lineage: Eukaryota; Viridiplantae; Streptophyta; Magnoliopsida; Poales; Poaceae.